GAAGUGAGAGACAUAGACAAAAUGUAUGUUCAAAGAGGUUAUCUUUGCUAAAAUUAAAAAGGAAAAUCUGUAAAAUAACAAAAAUAUUCUGGGCCAAUUUCUUAGAUUAGCUUAGUUGGUCUAUGGUUCCUGCAGUAGAAAAUGAAUGCUAGAUAUGGUUUUUGUUCUUUUUCAAAAAAACGAACGUUUUUAUCUAACGGUAUCCGAUUUUUGAGCAGGCCUAAGGAUCAAGAUUAUUUUCUUUCGAAAACACAGAAGUUAUGUUUGAAUAUUCAAGAAAGUCGAAAUUACUCAACAGAAUCUGAUGAAAAGUCCCCUAAAAAUAUCAAACUUCCUCCUUUAAUGAAUUUUCCAAGGGUAAUAUGGCCCUCAAUUCUAAGAUCAUUCAAAAAUACUAUUUUAUCAUAUGUCAUUAUAAAACCUAAUAUGGACUAUGACUUCGAUUUGAAUGAAUUCGUAUUGGGAUCUAAAAAAGCUGUUCAUGUGGUUUCAAAAAAGCUUUCUACAGGCGAAGACUUAAGUGAGUUGGUUACUGAUGAUAUUAUUCCUGUAUUACAAUCUAGAUUGUCAGUUAUGUCUGUUGCUCAAAGAGAAUGGCUAGCCAUCGAUGAAGAAGACAUAUACUUCUCAUUUCCAUAUCAGGUGGGCAUAAUGUUUAAUGAUGAUGACCAAAAACGUUUUGUUGAAAUAUUGAUGGUACAUCAUUCAUUAAAAGGUCUGGGUGAAAUGAAAUCAAGAGGUGAAGAAAUUCCUUUGAAUAUAGGGUUCCUGCCAGAAUACCAAAAUAAAAUAUGUAUUGCUAACUAUAGAUUUAUAAGGGAAUACACCAAAGGAGUCAAAGAUGACUGGACAAUCAACCUACUAAAUCAUUUCAAGCCAGCUGAUGAAAUAGAGGAGAACUGAAAUGAAAUUUUUAGUAUUACAAAAAUAUUGUGAAUUAUUCAAAUUUAUUAAAUUUAUUUCUAUUA
Messenger RNA from Coccinella septempunctata (seven-spotted ladybird), 968 nucleotides. Its product is annotated as m-AAA protease-interacting protein 1, mitochondrial. The coding region runs from base 142 to 903 and encodes 253 amino acids. Gene Ontology annotation, molecular function: ribosome binding. Gene Ontology annotation, biological process: protein insertion into mitochondrial inner membrane from matrix; inner mitochondrial membrane organization. Gene Ontology annotation, cellular component: mitochondrial inner membrane. The record is from RefSeq and is a predicted model, not a curated record. The transcript is spliced from 3 exons. NCBI's taxonomy places the organism in Eukaryota, Metazoa, Arthropoda, Insecta, Coleoptera, Coccinellidae.